Molecule: messenger RNA, 3901 nt
Organism: Carassius gibelio (silver crucian carp)
Lineage: Eukaryota; Metazoa; Chordata; Actinopteri; Cypriniformes; Cyprinidae
Product: leucine-rich repeat, immunoglobulin-like domain and transmembrane domain-containing protein 2
Exons: 3
Coding region: 164-1849 (561 amino acids)
Molecular function (GO): protein binding
Source: RefSeq, a predicted model, not a curated record
AAGUGUAACAUUUACUUCCUUUUUUACAAUAGUAGGUCAGACCUACAAAUAAGUUCCAAUCAGUCUCUCGCGGGUACGUCUAGGAUUACUGAUAAUAGGCUUUGCUCUACUGUACCGGCAGUCAUGUCGUGCGCAGACACUGAGUGGACGUUUAUAGGAGACUAUGGAUGCCUCAAUUAUAUUUUGUUUUAUUGUUUUCUUUCUUUUAUUUAGUCAUAUCAGCUCAGAGUGUUUUCCAGGAUGUUCCUGUGGUACUGACCGUUAUGGGAGGUCACUCACAUGUAUGGCAGCACCAUUAUCCGGCAUUCCUAAGGACAUACCAGAAGAUUUGACUAAAAUCCGAAUAGAAAAAUCACAGUUAAGUGAGCUACCAAAGGCAGUGUUUUCCCAUCUUAAGUUACUAAAGCAUCUCUGGCUGAACUUCAAUGACAUCGCUAUCAUAAAUAUCAAAAGUCUGGAAGGUUUGGGCAACUUGACGGAGCUCAGGUUGCAGGGUAACAAACUGCGUUCAGUACCAUGGACAGCGUUCGAGGAAACACCCAACCUUAAGAUCCUGGACCUGAAGCACAACCGCAUCGACGCCCUACCGGAACACGCGCUAAAGUUUCUACCAGCCCUGACCUAUUUGGAUCUGUCCUCUAAUCAGCUCUCAGUCGUUUCUAAAGACGUCUUCCUCAACUGGCCUCUCUAUCACACAGAAAACAAAGAUGAACAACCUACAGUGUCCAAUGUUGUUCUGGCGCUUCACGAGAACCCAUGGCUGUGCGACUGUCGCCUGGGAGGCUUCAUUGAGUUCAUCAAAUCGCUGAGUCCACCAUUCAUUCUAAUGAACUCAUAUUUGACAUGCUCUGGCCCUGAUUUCAAGGCAGGAAAAUUUUUUCAUGAGGUCCAUCUAAAGACGUGUGUGAAGCCAGUGGUCAGUUCCCCAGACACUAACAUCACUGUGCUGUUAGGAGGGAACAUCACGUUAACAUGCUUUGCCACGGCCAGACCUGAACCUGCUGUUCGAUGGAUAUAUGAUCUUAAGAUACUAAGAGGAUUUCAUGAGAUUCAGAGCCGUGUGGAUGAAGACACUAUCAGGUCUCAGCUGAUCAUUCCUUCGCUCCAUCCGGCCGAUCAAGGGCUCUACACCUGCACUGCCAAAAAUUUCAUUGGCAAUUCCUCCAUCAGCAUUUUAUUGGACGUGAAGUCUCCGGAAGGCUCUGUGUCUCAUUCCUCAGGCUUCCCUGCUGCUAUCGCUGAGGAAAAUGUUUACAUCGAUAUCCGUAUUUCCAAGCAAACAGUCUAUGGCAUCACAAUUGAGUGGCAUGCUGUGACAGAAAAUCCAGCUGAAACCUGGUUCACCAUCCAUUUUGGACACUAUGACACAAUUAAGAAGGAGCAGAUAUACAUUGGGCCAGGUAUCAACACAUACUCUGUCACAGACCUGCUACCAGCCACUAAAUAUGAAAUCUGUGUUACUCUAAAAAAACAGGCUCCUCAGAAGGGCCAGUGCAUUGUAUUUGUGACAGGCAGUGAUUUCAAUGAGAUGGAACAGAGAGAGAAGCUCAUUCAUAUUGUCGUCAUUGUAUUUGCCAUGGUGCUUGCAGUGCCUGCAGGAAUGUAUGCCUGCACCACCAAUGCCAAGUUCAACUGCUUUGAGCGUUGCACAGAGAUUUGGAGAAACAGGAGACAUUCUGAACGCUCUCACAUGCCUGACGAGAGGCAGGGCACAUUUGACAGUCUCCAAGCUGCCAGUGAUGAGGGCCUCUGUAAGGAGUCCAGCAAAGAGCAGGAGGACAGACGAAGGUCUGCAGAGAAGAUACAGAAAACAAAGAAUGAACAAAGACCAACAGCUGAGCUUAACUGACAACACACACUCAAAGAUAGCUAUAGACUCAUUAAUACCCAUGAAAAUAUUCAUUUUAAUUAUAUUUAUCUAGCUAGAGUAGAGAUCAGAGUACAGUUAAUAUGCUUAUUAUGGAUUCCACAAUCUUCAGAAGAGAGUCUCAACUGGUAUUGACCUCAUGGAUCUGCUGCUACCGGACAGGUUUUUACAAACAAACUGACCAAAAAAAAAAAAAAGACCAAAGGAAAUCUUUGAAUAAAAGCAAAGACCAUUAAUAUACAAGGGACCAAAUGCAUUUUGACAACUAGUGGCAAUUACUAGUGCUCAAAGUAUAGAAAACAUGGACCCACUUUAUAUUAAGUGGCCUUAACUACUAUGUACUUACAUUUUAAUUAAUGAUUUAGUACAAUGUACUUAUUGUGUACAUACAUGUUAUUACAUUGUACUUAUAUAUUUUUUAAAAACUACACGUAAUUAAAUCUGUUUUUAAUUUCUGUAAUUACAUUUAUAAUUACACUGUUGACCCAUACUUUACACCUUAACCCACCCUUAAACUUACCCCAUCCCACCUCAAUAGCAGCAAAAGUGUUUUACAAUACAAUAUGAACACAAUAAGUACAUUGUACUUAUUUUUUAUGUAAAUACAUAGUAGUUAAGGCCACCUAAUAUAACGUGGGACCGAAAACAUUCAAAAUACAACUACUUUGUUUAUUAUUAUUAUUAUUAUGAUUAUUAUUAUUGCACUAUGAUUGUUAAAAUCAUUGGUGUGUUUUAUGUAACAUAUUUUCAUGCACAUCUUUUUAAGUAGACACACACGUCAGCUGGCAAACCCUUUGACAAACCAAGGAAAAAGCCACAUACAGACGAUGAUAACUGAACAAUGACUGAUAUGAGACUGAAAUACACUGACCUUUGAAAGAAUUGAAACUGAGUUUAAUUUGAACUUGAAGUUAUUGUUUCGGGGAAGGAAUUAUGUAAAUAUUAUUUUAUAAAAUGUAUUUACUCCUAAUAUAUAUAUAUAAUUUUUUUAAAACAAGUUAGAUGCCAUUCGUCUGUCAGUACAUGUAUGAAUUACAAUGGAAAUGUUUUUCUGAACUUGUUUCUGUAGUUGAUUUUGAUACAUGUAUAUAAAUGUAUAUCAGACAUACUUAGAUGUAUGAUAGAUUGUGGACAGUGCAAUUCAAGGUUUUAAAAUUCUGCUUUAAAUUUAAUUCUCAAGAUUCAUUUGUGAAUAUGCAUGAAAUAACAAAUAAUGCUUUUCCACCAUCAGGCUGAAUGGUUAGCGCUGCUGAAUCACGCUGUGCUGCACCAAUCAGGGCUUGCUGACAGUUGCUGAAAAGCUUUGUUUUUACCAUUGUAGUGCAUGCUAAACCAGGUUACCAGUCGUCAGACUCGCUACGUCACUAAAGCAGAGCACAGUUCUCUACAUAAUACCCAUGCUCAGAAAUCUGUAAGUGGAACAUUUUGUAAAUGUUCUAAUGGAUAUGCUUUUGGUACUGGGAAAGUGCUUAAAGAGAACAGAUGUGUUUGAGUGUGCUGACUUACAUCCAGAUCUCUGUGACCUUAGGGCUCCAAAAUCAAGUAGUCAAAAUGUACGCAUCUUGGUUUGAAUGUUUUGUUUUUCUUUUAUCCCUGUUCAUCAGUGAAUUUUGCAAGUUUGUAAUCCUCUCUAAAAAAAACAGUAAUCCUACUUGCUUCCUACAGGGAAUAAUUCCAUGUCAUUUGCGCUUUUACUAUCUGAAAACAGACUUUCCUCAUCACAGCAAUUUUGUCUCAUGUGCUGGGGUGCUUUUAAAGAAGAAAGAAUCAUAAACAUUUCCAAAGUUAAAUAGCACACACAUUUAAAAUAUAUAGUGCAUAUGUCUUUAAAUGGAUAAACCCAUGUUUAUAGAUUUAGGAAUGCCAGAGAAACACAAUUUAUAAUUUGUCUUCUAAAUCUUAAUAUCACCGCCAAAUCUGAAUUUGACGUUAAGCUCAAAAGAACAAGCACAUGCUAAAAUAGCCAAAUCACAGCUGGACAUGGUAAGUUACUGAAAUUUGAGUUGUACAAUAACAUAAAAUAAUAUAUAUAUA